This is a messenger RNA of Ixodes scapularis (black-legged tick), 2963 nucleotides long. RefSeq lists its product as uncharacterized. The record is from RefSeq and is a predicted model, not a curated record. Gene Ontology annotation, molecular function: zinc ion binding; nucleic acid binding. Lineage: Eukaryota; Metazoa; Arthropoda; Arachnida; Ixodida; Ixodidae. Bases 128 to 1357 code for a protein of 409 amino acids. The transcript has a single exon.
GUCUCACAACGUGGUGGAGGUGAGCCUUUAGACCCCGUACCUUCCCUUCGAGCUUCCGCUUAAAACCCUGGAGCUCCGAAACCGCACUCUGGCUACCAUCACGGCGACGGCUGCUCAAACCCCCUCGAUGUCUCAACCAUCUACGACGACGACUACAGCCACCACGAUGACUGAACAGCAAUUGCAACCAAGUCCUACCACUCCUGGUUGGACGAUUCGCAGCCGCCAAAGAGACCCUAAGGUUUUUGCUGGUCUUCGUGACGAAGAUGUUGAGGACUGGCUCGACAGUUACGACCGCGUGAGCGUCUACAACAGAUGGGACAAUCCCACUAAACUCGCUAACGUGGUCUUCUACCUUACUGAUGUUGCCAAAACGUGGUUUCUGAACCACGAAGAAGAAAUUCCAGACUGGAACGCUUUUACCACGAAGCUAAAGGACAUAUUCGGCACUCCAACUAGCCGCAAAGAGAACGCGAAAAAGAAACUCGAGACUCGACGUCAAGGAGAAGAGACGUACACCUCCUACAUUGAAGACGUCCUCGCGCUCUGCCGUCGCGUCAACUGCGAAAUGCAAGAGAGUGAGCGCGUACGUAACCUCCUGAAGGGAAUUGCGGAGCCGGCCUUCAAUGUUUUUCUGGUCCGAAAGCCCGAAUCGAUAGCUGACAUCACAUCUGUUUGCCAACACCUCGAUGAAAUGCGGACCAUCAGAGUUUCUUGCCCAGCUCAGAAUCUCGGAGAACCAAAAGCGACAAAUUCUGAACUCCGCACCCUCAUUAGAGACAUCGUUCGAGAAGAGCUCCGGGAGAUGCUCAACGAAACACGCCGCGGCGCUGAACCGGCAGCAAGUUCUCCAGACUUGCGGUCCCUUGUCCGAGACGAGUUAGCAGCUCUACCUUCUGCAACUCUUCCUCUCCCCACGCCCGCACCACCAACCUACGCCGAGAUUGCCGCUAGGAUGCCUUCCCCUCAAGUGGCUUCGUUACAACAACUCCACACCCCACCCUCCUUGGCUGCAUUUACUCCAGCCACCCUCACCCCGACGUACCAAUCUUGGAGACCACCCAACCGCCCAGUAUGUUAUUACUGCGGCAUUAGGGGUCACAUUGCCCGCUACUGCAGGAAACGCAGAGAUGACGACAGGUACGACAACUCUUAUCAUCCUCACUUUCGCCGAGAUCAAGGGACCUACAAUGUAGGUCGGAACAACUCCGGCCGCCAAGGAAGUAUUUCCCCUCAGAGGUCGAGAUUUGAAAGCCAAACAUAUCCUAGGCGUCGUUCCCCCUCUCCACUUCCACGCUCUGGGUCUCCGAUGAUUCCAUCUACCCAAACCUACCCUAAAUACCCAGCGGAAAACUAAAAAACGCAGUUCUUGGGGGGAGAACUGCGAACCAACGGAACCAGACAACUCCUCCAAUCCCAUCCAAUUUGAUUGACGUAUGUGUAGAAGGUUUAAAUGUUCUUGCUCUAGUUGAUACCGGCGCCGCAAUUUCAGUUAUAAGCGAAGAUGUCUGCAAAACCUUAAGAAAAGUCCGAACUCCCUUUCACGGUACUUGUUUACGAGGAGCGGGAACCAAUUUGAUAUAUCCCUCCGCAUUGUGCACGGCGAGGGUGGUAAUACAAGAUACCUGCCAUCACAUAGAGUUUGUUGUUUUACCAAAUUGUACACACUCACUUAUCCUUGGCUGGGACUUCCUCUCACUUAACUCGGCAGUAAUUGACUGUAGUCAUCCGGAAUUAUUUUUGACCACUCUUGACGUCUGCAAUACAGCUACUGAUCACAGUGCGAAAAUAUCAGUUGAAACCGACUCGGUUAUUUCUCCAUUCACAACACACGUAUUACCACUCGUAUCGACAACCGCUUACACAACGGAUGUCGUCGUACAACCAUCGAGCACAUUUCUCGCGAGAGGCAUAGUUGUACCGCACGCACUUAUCCGUUUCAUCGAUGGAAAAGCUCUCAUAGCUGUCUCUAAUGUUAGUACUGAGUCCGUUCUCAUUCCACAUGGUACAGUUGUCGUGACUGCGACACCACACUCACCCGUUUCUCUGUGUUCUAUAUCCGUCCCUCAAACCAAAUCUUUGCUUACCCAGAACUGUAAAACAUUGUCUCUGCAUACAACAAUUAGCCAAGAUCUUGACGAAUCAAAAAAACGUCAACUCCUAUCUUUGCUAGAGCAGAACAGAAAAAUAUUCGACAUCGUAUCACCUGCCCUUGGUCAAACCCACACGACAGAGCAUCGCAUCCACAUUGAAGAUUCUGCUAUUGUUCAUCGUCGUCCGUACAGGGUUUCCCCAUCAGAGCGUUCCAUAAUCGAGGACCAUGUAACUGAUAUGCUGAAAAAGGGUGUAAUUCGUCCUUCACGCAGUUCAUUCUCGUCACCGGUAGUCCUGGUCAAAAAGAAGGAUGGAGGCAUUCGCUUUUGUAUCGAUUACCGCCAACUGAACAAAGUCACUCGUAAAGACCUUUACCCUAUGCCACGCAUUGACGACGCACUGGACUCCUUGCAGGGAGCUGAAUAUUUUUCAUCUCUUGAUUUACGGUCCGGUUAUUGGCAGAUCCCGGUUAAUGAAGAGGACAAAGAAAAAACUGCGUUCGUCACACCGGAUGGCUUAUAUGAGUUCAACGUCAUGCCCUUCGGACUCUGCAACGCGCCAGCGACUUUCGAACGCAUGAUCGACAACAUCCUUCGAGGCUUAAAAUGGAAAACAUGCCUAUGUUACUUAGAUGACAUUAUAAUCUUUUCUUCCAACUUUGAGGAACACCUUGAACGGCUUUCCCAGGUCCUGUCCUGUUUAUCUGCCGCCAACCUCCAGCUUAAUACUAAGAAAUGCACGUUUGCGGCAAAAACAAUUAAGAUCUUAGGGCAUGUCAUCAGCAAACACGGUAUCAGACCUGACCCCGACAAAAUAAAAGCGGUUUCAGACUUCCCUCGACCACAACGCCAAAAGGAAUUGCGAAGCUU